AUGGACGAAUUUGUAACAUGGAUGCGACAAGAUGAACGUGAAUUUUUUGAUGAGGUUAUGAAGAUUUAUUGUGUUAUUCCUUUAUGUUUUUUGGGUGGGCAAUUAGUUGUCACUGCUCCUUACGCUCCAAAUAUUUCACCUAUGCAUAUAUUAAUUAUGCCUUUUGGUAUAUUUUAUAACAUUAUGAAUGGAUAUACUGUUGCACGUUGGAUUUCAAUUUUUGGUAGAGAUAAUUAUCUUUACGAUGAAGAUGGUCGAGACAUUUAUAAAUCACCAAGAUUUAUUCUAGGUGUUUUUAUCUUUUUAGUGGGAAUGACGAUUAAUAUUCAUCAUGAUAAUAUUUUAUUUUCAUUGCGGAGCAAUCUUGAUAAAUCCACUAAAUCAGAAUCGAUUAAAGUAGUCACCAAUACAAGUUCUCCCUCAAGUAAAUAUCUAAUUCCAAACGGUGGUUUAUUUAAUUAUAUAGCAUGUCCAAAUUAUUUUGGCGAAAUAGUUGAAUGGGCAGGUUUCGUAAUUGCAACUUGGUAUAGUUUUCCUGCAGUAAUGUUCUUGAUGACUACUCUUGCGAAUUUUAUACCGCGAGCGAGAAGUAAUUUAAAAUGGUACAGAGUGAAAUUUGGAGAUGCGUACCCAAAAAAUAGAAAGGCUAUUAUUCCUUUUGUUUUGUGA
This is a messenger RNA of Cetraspora pellucida, 669 nucleotides long. The record is from the annotation of a GenBank genome assembly. NCBI's taxonomy places the organism in Eukaryota, Fungi, Glomeromycota, Glomeromycetes, Diversisporales, Gigasporaceae.